AUGCAAACACUUAUAAGUGUUGAUAUAUUGACACCUGCAUUUCACUUUCCCUCGACUUACCAAAAGAGUGAGAUAUUCUCAUUGUGUCGGGCAAACAUUGGUACUGAAGAUCUUGAGUUUAUCCCUAUCAAUAGUCACCGUAUUGGAAUGGUUAUCUUAGAUUCUAAAUUUAAUAUGGAAUCAAUUGAAUGGGUAUAUCAACAGAAUUGUUCAUUCGUCACACAGUUACAAAGAGCGACGGAAUCACUACAGGUCUUUCAAGAGAGAAUUAUGAAGGACCAACAAACGAUUCUCGAGUUGAAACGUGAGGUAUCGUCGCUCAAGAAGAUAGAGAAUGACUUGAUGUUGAAACUGGAGGAGCAGAUCGAGUUGCAUCGUGAGUCAGAGGCAAAGGCAGAGGAAAUCAUUUUGGACCUACAGCAUCAACUGCUCAAUACAAUCAACUAUUUGAAGAUGGUACAACAGCAUUCCAGUCAACAUCCUAUCACUGUAACAAAUUAUAACAACCAUAGAGCGAACGACCUAUUCAGACCUUCACGACUACAUCUUCCUGUUCUCUUGAAUUCUGUAUCAUUUGAAAAUCUAAAAGCAAACAUCAAUCAACAUGCUGCUGAAACUGCUGCUGCUACCGCUGCAACUGUUAUGUCAAACCCUAACAACAGCAAUAGUAGUAGUAGUAGUAAUAAUAAUAAUAUUAAUAAUACUGAUAUUGAUGAAAAUAUCAAUAUUUUCAAUGAGAAGAAACAGCAACAACAAGAUCAACAAAAUCAUCAUCAACAACAACUAUCUUCAAAUUCUAAAAGUUAUGAUUCUUCAGAUGAUGGGGAUAUCGAUGUUAAAGUAAAUAAUGAAUGUAUUAAUAAUAAUAAUUGUAGUAAUAAUAGUAGUAGCAGUAAUGAUAAUAGUAAUUGUAAUAGUAAUAGUAAAUCAUAUGAUAAUUCAAAUAUACCAAUGAUAUCAAUAAAUAAUAUAAUAGUAGCAAGUAGCAGUAUUAGUAGUCCAAAUUUGAUAAAUUCAUCGAGUUCAUCAGUUUUUACACCACCAUCAACACCAAAGACAAAGUGUUUUGAUUUGAAUAUUGCAAUGUCAGCGGGUAAAACUAAACAGAGGAGACCAAUUGAAAAAGAAAUCAUCAAGAGAAAUGAAGUAUUUAAAGCCGCCACGGAGGAAACUACUACGUUCUUACUAUGUGUUGGGUAUGAUGGUUUGUUAAUGGACAUUAGACUGUUGGGUGUUUGUUGUACAAAUGAAUUUCUAUUGAUAUGUUCGAUAUUUCCAUUUAUACUUUUAUGUAAACUCUAUUUAAUUUAA
This is a messenger RNA of Heterostelium album PN500, 1311 nucleotides long. RefSeq lists its product as uncharacterized. The record is from RefSeq and is a predicted model, not a curated record. NCBI's taxonomy places the organism in Eukaryota, Evosea, Eumycetozoa, Acytosteliales, Acytosteliaceae. The coding region runs from base 1 to 1311 and encodes 436 amino acids. The transcript has 4 exons.